AUGGCUAGCAUUACAGUGUUCUCAGCUAGAAUACCAAAUUUCAGUACACCAAUCUAUGAAAAACUUACAUUUUCAAGUAGUAGAAGUACCUGUCAGAUUUCUAUGAUAUCGGGUGCUAUUAACUUGAACAUGAAUGUGAUCGCGGAAACUGCUUCUGCUUUUUCUACUGUAUCCACUGACGAGAACACAGGUUCAUUCAGUCGACAUGAGUUAGAGCUCGAAAAUGAAGCUGCAUCAGGCGAGAAGUUUAGCUGGUACGAUCAAUGGUGUCCGGUGAUGCCAGUGUGUGAUUUGGAUAACAGGAAGCCUCAUGCUAAACGGGUUUUGGGUCUUGAUGUUGUCGUUUGGUGGGAUAGGACUGAAUCUCAAUGGAAAGUUUUUAACGAUCAAUGUCCUCAUCGUUUAGCUCCUCUUUCUGAGGGUCGAAUUGAUCAAUGGGGAAGGCUUCAAUGUGUGUAUCAUGGAUGGUGUUUCAAUGGCUCCGGUCAAUGUAAACUUAUCCCACAAGCUCCUCUAGAUGGCCCCCCGGUGCAUACGUCUAAGAAAGCCUGCGUAACUGUAUAUCCAAGCACGGUGCAGAAUGGUAUUGUUUGGUUUUGGCCAAACCCUGAUCCCGAAUUCAAGGACAUUCUACAGAAGAAAAAACCCCCCUUCUUCCCGGAGCUUGAUGAUCCCUUGUAUUCCCAUUUAAUCUCGAAUAGAGAUAUCAAUUACGGGUACGAGUUUCUCAUCGAAAACCUUAUGGACCCGGCUCAUCUUCCUUACGCUCACUACAGUAUACUAAAAGCAAAGCCUCCUGAGAACAGUGUCGAUAGAGAAGGUGGGAAACCUCUUAACAUGGGUGUAAAACAUUUGGAUAUCAAUGGUUUCUUUACAAGGCUAGACUGGGGGGGUACCAGCACGUUCUAUGCGCCUUACGUUUACUAUGUUUAUCCGAAUCCCUCUCCUUUCAGCGGCAAAGGACCAUUAUCAUCCGUAGUAGUGCCAAAUGAGGACUCCUCGAAGCCAUGGCCAACUUCACAGAGAUAUAUACUUAUAUUUCUUUGCGUUCCUAUCAGCCCUGGCAAAAGUCGACUGAUAUGGUCAUUCCCGAGAAACUUUGAUGCGUGGAAGGACCGAAUCAUCCCAAGAUGGUUCUUCCAUCUGCAGGAAAACUUGGUUCUUGAUUCUGAUCUCUAUCUUCUUCACUUGGAGGAGCGAAAAAUAAAGGAGCUUGGCCCAAUCAACUGGCAAAAAUUUUGUUAUCUUCCAGCGAAAUCAGAUGCUCUUGUUGUCGCUUUCAGAAGGUGGUUUAAUGACUAUUCAGACGGUAAAGUCGACUGGGGUUCCACGUUCACUGAAGACGCCCUUCCCCCAACUCCUAAACGCGAAGAACUGCUGGACAGGUACUGGACUCAUGUCGUCAACUGUUCCAGCUGCAACGCUGCAUAUAAGGGACUCAAUAUAGGUGUCACGGUGCUUCAGGUGAUGGCUUUUGGCUUAGUCGGGGUGGUUGGACUGAUCAAACAGGGAACAAUGACCACAGUUCAACGGACUGCAGUCUUCUUCAUGGCCAUCCUUUGCUUUGCUGCCUCGAAGUGGUUGUCUCGUUUCAUUCACAAAAAUUUUCAUUUGCACGACUAUAGCCAUGCAUUUGAAUGAAAGCCUAAAACUCGAUACUGAUCGAGUAUUUAACCAACUCAACCAACAUCUUAUUCUGGUGGUUGAAGCCCUAUGAUAUGUUAUAUACUCGAUUAAAUACCUUGUAGAGUAUCCAGUUAUCACUAUUUUUGUGACAUACUAUCUUCAGCGAAUGUACUAGUAUCGGUCAACAUAACUUAUGAUGCAAUCGGGAAACAAGUAGGAAUGUACUAUACAUGGUAUGAAUAGAAGUGUUUGAAUGUCUCAAAAUAGAAAGAAAACAAAAA
Amaranthus tricolor (Joseph's coat) is the source of this 1907-nucleotide messenger RNA. RefSeq names its product protochlorophyllide-dependent translocon component 52, chloroplastic-like. Bases 1 to 1641 code for a protein of 546 amino acids. Lineage: Eukaryota; Viridiplantae; Streptophyta; Magnoliopsida; Caryophyllales; Amaranthaceae. Gene Ontology annotation, molecular function: chlorophyllide a oxygenase activity; 2 iron, 2 sulfur cluster binding. The record is from RefSeq and is a predicted model, not a curated record. The transcript is spliced from 7 exons.